Molecule: messenger RNA, 3353 nt
Organism: Cyprinodon variegatus (sheepshead minnow)
Lineage: Eukaryota; Metazoa; Chordata; Actinopteri; Cyprinodontiformes; Cyprinodontidae
Product: nocturnin-like
Exons: 5
Coding region: 1828-2982 (384 amino acids)
Biological process (GO): circadian rhythm
Molecular function (GO): poly(A)-specific ribonuclease activity
Source: RefSeq, a predicted model, not a curated record
GUUUCUCAAAUGAAGCCUAAGCUGAGUAUCAUUGGUUUGCAUCCCAGCUGGUUGCGUGGAUCCACACUGUUCCAUGAGAGGAAGCUGGUUUUGGUCACGUUGGUUUCCUUAAAGCUGUGAACCUGAACGCACCUCCUGCCUGAUGUUUUUUGCCUGGAGCCAUUGUACCAGCUUAUGAGUCAAAGAAGCAGCUGAGUCAGCGUAAUUCUGGAUCCCUUCCUAAAGCUGCCUCCCUGCUGGGAAACAAACCGUGUUGGUUUUGAUUAGAUGUUCACAGAUUUGUGAACGCUGCUCAAACGAUAGUGACCACUCAUUACUUAGCAGAACAGUUAGUUCUCUGUUGUGGUUUUGUCUGAUUGUUUGCUGACACACAAGCUCUUAGACAUAAUCUUUUCUUCUGGAUUAGGGAGGUGAAAUGAAAACAGACCAAAUCAGGGACCUUAUUAUCUCCUAACUUUGGAUAAUCUGAUGGAGCACAAAGAAUGCUCCUUAUCCACUUGGUGAUUCUGGUUCUGUAGCUCCUUGCUUGAGUCUUUCCGAACUGUCAACUCUGAAACACACAUGAAUUGUUGGAGUUUGAGUUGUAGCUCAUUGUUUUCUAGAUUGUUGGAAUUCGAUCAGAUCUACUUGUCCUGUCAGCAGGUUCCCCAUGAUAUAAGCUGCACGUCUCUGCAGCUCCUUUCCAGGUAUCGGAGGCCUCCUGAUUGCUUGCUUGCUUCUCAGUCUUUUAAACCUUUUCACAUCUUUCUCUGUGACCUUUCUGAUACAAUUCUUCUUUUUUUUUUUAUCACUGAGGCCUUUAAAGAGCUGCUGAACUUGGGCACAGACUAAAUCGUUAAUUGGCCCACAGUUUUCCCCUACUCUGUGCCAGGUACACCUGUUAGUUUAGCAAUUCCACAAAAAAAGUGGAAACUUCAAGGGGUAUGAAUAUUUAAGCAAGAUACAGUUGUUUUUUAUAGAUGCCAUGUGAUGCUCUUGCGUUCUUUCCAAGGUGGCCCCAGUUAUGUACCAUUAAACAGGACAAACCAAUGCAUUUAUGGAGAUAAAUAAGGCAAUCUCCAGGUGCGUCAGAAUCAUUUUCCUUAAAAUCCUUUAAACUCCCAGGAUGAAAAAAAUAUAUAGUUUCAUCAAUAAAAGCUUCAAAGAUGGAAAACUACAGGUUUUAGUGCGUUAAUUAAUUAGUGUUUGACUCUAUCUUUGUAAAAGUCUCCAUUGCUUUAAAUCUGCAGCCAAAUAUGGGCCAACAGAAGCAAAACACAACACUGUUGCAGAUGAUUCAGCCGUGUAGAAACAGUCUCUUUUGUCAAUGCAACACAUUGGGGAUCUUUUUUAAUAAUUGUUUCAUUACGCAGCUGGGUUAAAUUCAAAGUUCCUACUUUUCCAGCCUUUUUUAAGCAAUUCGACGAAAUCUCUGUGAAUCGGUGUGGAAAAGUACAACAUUCAACGUGGAAAAAACCAGUCUGUGCCACAGAGGUAAACUUGUUUUUUGGAGUUAUGUGAGCCAUGUUGCCACAAAGAAAGUGGGAGUCGGCGAAGAAGCCCUGCACGUUUGGUGCACCUGUGCAGACGCUGUUAUGCAGUUAUGCAGCACGGUGCUGAUUCACAACAACACAGUAACACACUGAACCAGCCCCGCAGCAUGUAACCUCCCUAAAAGGCCACUGGUGACGCCGGCUUCCUGAGGUGGAGGCUUUAAAGGCGGGAGCAGGAGGGCCAGACAGACACAUCAGGCUCUCUGCUGACAGCAAACAGGUCAGUGAGGAGGACGGUAGCACCGAGAGGAGAGGCAGACAACAUUCUAGUGAAGUCCUGCAACUGAAGGCGGCAAUGGAGACGUUAGUUUGUCCGAUGGGUGGAGGAGCCACCAGGCUGUACAGCACCCUGACCCAGACGUUCAGCGGCAGCAGCUCUUACCUGAGCCCCCACCAGCCCCAGCUUCCAAACCUGGAUUCAGAUUUCUGCCUGCAGAAGGACUCCGCCUUAUGCCCCCUUGAUCCAUCGGAGCUGCUCCGGCAGUGUGAGGAGGCCCUCAGGGACCAGCCUCCUCGGCUGCACAGGAACUUUGUCUACGUCAGCGAUGGAGACGGCGCAGUCGGCAGCCCCAUCAGGGUGAUGCAGUGGAACAUCUUAGCCCAAGCUCUGGGCGUAGGAGUGGAUAAUUUCGUCCGGUGUCCCCUGGAGGCCCUCAGCUGGUCGCGUAGGAAGAACCUCAUCCUGGGCGAGAUCUUAGCAUACCGACCUCACAUCCUUUGCCUGCAGGAAGUAGACCACUACUAUGACACCUUCCAGCCAGUUUUGGCCAGCCUGGGCUACAGCAGCCAUUUCUGUCCCAAACCCUGGUCUCCGUGCCUGGAUGUUGAGGGUAACAGCGGUCCUGAUGGCUGCGCCCUCUUCUUCGACGAAUCCCGCUUCGAGCUACUGGACAGCGUCGACAUCCGACUCUCAGCCAUGAUGAUCCCCACUAAUCAAGUUGCCGUGGUGACAACUCUGCGCUGUCGGAGCACUGGAAGGUAUCUGUGCGUGGUUGCGACCCACCUUAAGGCCCGUUCAGGCUGGGAGUGGCUUCGCAGCGCUCAGGGGUCAGAUCUCCUCUGGCAUGUCCAGAAUCUGAUCCGAGAGCUGAGCGGCGACAACUCUAACAUCGAAGUACCUCUGCUGAUUUGUGGCGAUUUCAACGCCGUCCCAUCAGAGGAGGUGUACCGACGGUUUGCCACUUCUCCUCUAGGUUUGGACUCUGCCUAUAAGAAGCUCAGUCAGGAUGGUGUAAGCGAGCCGGAGUACACAACGUGGAAGAUCCGAGGCACAGGCGAGUGCUGCUCCACUCUGGACUACAUCUGGUACACUAAGGACACGCUGAGGGUGGACGCGGUGUUGGACAUGCCGGAUGAGGAGCAAAUCGGACCCGACAGGCUUCCAUCCUACAGCUAUCCAUCAGACCACCUCUCUUUGGUCUGUGAUUUCAGCUUCAGGGAGAAGGAAUGAGAAGGAGAGCGCUCGAUGGGAAGCGUUGAUGCCUUGGAGUUGAGGUGAACUCCCUCCCUGCUUCACUCCACAGAGAGCUUCACGUGAGUGAAGAUGUGAAGACAUGAGGCUUGGAAACCAGUGUGGAGUGACUGAGAUGUUUUUAAAGUGUUGAAGAGAACGCGCCGCUGAAGUCUUCCUUCAUGAAGUCGGGUUUCAGCACCAGCUUUACCGUCUCGUACCAUCAUCUUCAAUCAAGCUGCUCCUUGAUGAACUUUUUAUACUAAAAUCAGACUGUAAAAAUAAUACUGUUUCAUACUGCCAUCAUAUAAUAUUGAAUGAAAUUAAAAAUGGAUUUGCCCUAUUUGUUUUUUUAAUUCAACCUUUUUAUA